AUGAAGUCAGAGGAGGGCAUUCAACCGGAGCGGCCACACCACCGCGAUGCCAACGCCCUCAGCACUGAGGACUUGCGCUCUGAGAUGGUGCGAUACGGCAUUCCAGCCCACGAAAGCGUGCCCAACACGUUAGUGAUCCUCCAAAAGAAGUUUGACGACGAGUUUUCCAUGCACAUGACGGCGUACACCAAGUUUAUGGAGCGCUACAACCGCAAGAAGUCCCAAGCAGACUUGGAGUCCAAGAUGGCUCGAGACGACGCCGACGACGCCGACGCGUUUGCGCACAACCCCAAGAUCCAAAUCCUCGUUGAACAGAUUGUCGCCAACAACACCCACGACACGCUCAUGGUGCGCGGUCUGAACGACGCGUCGGCCCGGGCGGUGCUGCGGGUGCUGGGACUGAAUCAAUCGGUGGUGUCCCUGGACUUAAGCAACAACGGGCUGGGGGAAUCGGUGGUCACGGACGUUGCUCGCAUGUUGCGUACCAACAAACGGGUGGCCAGCGUUGACUUGAGCUCGAACCGGUUGAAUGCCAAGUGCAUGCAUGAAUUGGCGGCCGCGCUCACCGACAACACGGUGCUCACGUCGUUGAGUUUGGAAGGCAACCCGAUCACGACCCACGGCAACACGAGCGACUUGAGUGGGUUCGAAGCACUCUGUGGAUACAUCUCGAGCACGACAACAUUGGAGUCUUUGAAUUUGUUUCGUACGGGGCUCAACAUCGAAGCCGGUCGCAUCUUGGCGAAAUCGUUGCUCUUCAACGAGUCCGUGUACUUUUUGGAGCUAGGAUGCAACGCGUUGGCGGACAAGGAGCUCGAAGUUAUCGCGGUGCAAAUGGGCGAAAACCGACAGCUCCACGACGACAUGGCGUCCAAAUUGUUUGGGAAACGACAAAUGAUUCAGGCCGAAGCCAAAGCCCGCGCCGCCGACCAUGCUUUGGAGCGACUCAAGAUUGAGACCCAGGAAUGGCAUGCGGCGAACGCGGUCGAGCGCCGCGUGCAGCAUGAGAUCGACCGCGUGGCCGACAAGAAGCGGCAGGACGCAGAGGACGCGCGGCUGCGCAAGAUCGCGGCGGAUCGAGACAUGGAGCGGCGUCUGGCCAUGGAGGAUGCGCGGCUCAAAGCCGAAGCCAAGGCCAAAAAGAAGAAAAAGUAGCCACGACUACUGUACUUGUUCGUUGAUAUACUAAUGGAUCGAAGAAACGGGA
This is a messenger RNA of Aphanomyces astaci, 1207 nucleotides long. RefSeq lists its product as hypothetical. Bases 1 to 1155 code for a protein of 384 amino acids. The record is from RefSeq and is a predicted model, not a curated record. Lineage: Eukaryota; Oomycota; Saprolegniomycetes; Saprolegniales; Verrucalvaceae. Gene Ontology annotation, molecular function: GTPase activator activity; small GTPase binding. Gene Ontology annotation, biological process: nucleocytoplasmic transport; activation of GTPase activity. Gene Ontology annotation, cellular component: perinuclear region of cytoplasm; nucleus; cytosol. The transcript has 5 exons.